Messenger RNA from Parnassius apollo (apollo), 204 nucleotides. The record is from the annotation of a GenBank genome assembly. NCBI's taxonomy places the organism in Eukaryota, Metazoa, Arthropoda, Insecta, Lepidoptera, Papilionidae.
AUGAUAAAAAUAGAUUCGUCUUCCAAAGAUACGGAUAUGGAGAUCGAUUAUGCCGAAAGCGAUCAAUCUGAUUGGAAUGAAGCUGGAUAUUUUGAUGAAAAUGAUCCAGAAGAACAGGAAACCCGCAGAGAAAAAACAGAGAAAAUAAUGUUAUCUGAAAAAAUAAUACAUAAUAAGACUGAAUCAGAAUUGAAAAUCACUUAA